UCCAGAACGUUGACGCACACAUUUCGCCUCAUAUUCUUCCUGACACGAAACGCAGCUCCGCGGAUCAGGCGUCGCGUCACUAACUCAAAAGGUGCUCAAGGUUCCCGCUCAGAACAUCGGUCCAGGGGGGCACUACCGUAGGUUAACCGUUGGUGCUCACUAUGCCUUUUUGAAGGGGUACCAUUGUGACUGGCUUAAAGAGUAAGUUACAAGAUAUAUUCUGUUUUUUUUCUGGAUCUCUAUACGUGAAGUGAGGAAGAUGUUUUCGUCCGCGGGUAAACGCUGUUUUACGAUAGAAUCCUUGGUGGCCAAAGAAAACCCUCUAACUACGGAAGAUCCCAUCCGACCGACGGCUUUGACUUAUUCCAAUCCCACUGACGCUUUCAUGAACGGGUACCAGAGUCCCACCGGCAGGUCUCUGUAUCAGAACCCGGAGCUGGUGUUCCCUGAGUCAGUCAACCACCCAGGGCUGACCAUGAACCCCCACCAGCUAGGAGGGGGCCACCUACAACACCCUGCACACUUCUUUGGGACGCAACACCGAGACCCUCUUAACUUCUACCCAUGGGUUUUACGGAACAGGUUCUUCGGACACAGAUUUCAAGGAAAUGAUAUUUCCCAAGAUAGCAUGCUCCUUCACGGCCCGUUCGCCCGGAAACCCAAGCGGAUCCGCACCGCCUUCUCCCCGUCGCAGCUCCUGCGGCUUGAACGGGCGUUCGAGAAGAAUCAUUACGUAGUAGGAGCGGAGAGGAAACAGCUGGCCAACAGUCUGAGUCUGUCUGAAACACAGGUGAAGGUGUGGUUCCAGAACAGGAGGACUAAAUACAAGAGACAGAAGCUGGAGGAGGAGGGGCCUGACUGUCAUCAGAAGAAGAAAGGAAACCACCACAUCAACAGAUGGAGGCUUGCCACCAAGCAGGGCAGCUCAGAGGACAUUGAUGUCACCUCUGAGGACUGAGAAUACCCCCCCCGACU
Messenger RNA from Oncorhynchus tshawytscha (Chinook salmon), 975 nucleotides. RefSeq names its product empty spiracles homeobox 1 (gene emx1). Bases 260 to 958 code for a protein of 232 amino acids. Gene Ontology annotation, molecular function: DNA-binding transcription factor activity, RNA polymerase II-specific; DNA binding. The record is from RefSeq and is a predicted model, not a curated record. Lineage: Eukaryota; Metazoa; Chordata; Actinopteri; Salmoniformes; Salmonidae. Gene Ontology annotation, biological process: central nervous system development; regulation of DNA-templated transcription; brain development. The transcript has 3 exons.